Messenger RNA from Diutina rugosa, 594 nucleotides. It is a transcript of the gene YPT53, whose product is annotated as Rab family GTPase. The coding region runs from base 1 to 594 and encodes 197 amino acids. The record is from RefSeq and is a predicted model, not a curated record. Gene Ontology annotation, molecular function: GTPase activity; GTP binding. NCBI's taxonomy places the organism in Eukaryota, Fungi, Ascomycota, Pichiomycetes, Serinales, Debaryomycetaceae. The transcript has a single exon.
AUGGUGGACCCCCUGCCGCUGCCGCCGUACAAGGUGGUGCUUUUGGGCGAGCUGCUGGUGGGGAAGACUUCUUUGGUGAACCGCUUCACCACCAACGAGUUUGACCCCCACGUCAGCAACACCAUUGGCGCCGCCUUCAUUUCGCGCCAAUACACCUCCCUGGGUCUGGGCCGGCUGGUCGAGCUCCAGAUCUGGGACACUGCCGGCCAGGAGCGUUACCGGCUGCUCACGCCGAUGUACUACCGUAACGCCAAGUGUGCCCUUAUAUGUGUCGAUCUCAGCCUGCCCCAGGAACUGUUGGAGCUGGCUCGCUACUGGCUCGACCAGCUUAAGCUCCACGACCAGUGUCGCAUAAAACUUGUGGGCACCAAACUGGACGUAGCGGUGGCUGACGAUACUUCAGUGCAGGAGUUUGCUGAUGCUAGUGAGCUCAAACUAUACCCCACCAGUUCCAAAACUGGCGACGGCAUCGAUGCCGUAUUUGACGCCGUGGUCGACGAGAUCGACCCCCAAUUCUUUAGCGACUGGGACGCCCGCAAACAGCUUGACGUCUCUCAGAGUACCGCUACCCCCACCACCUCUAGAUGCUGCUAA